Molecule: messenger RNA, 1026 nt
Organism: Tribolium castaneum (red flour beetle)
Lineage: Eukaryota; Metazoa; Arthropoda; Insecta; Coleoptera; Tenebrionidae
Gene: Nubpl
Product: NUBP iron-sulfur cluster assembly factor, mitochondrial
Exons: 4
Coding region: 93-1019 (308 amino acids)
Biological process (GO): iron-sulfur cluster assembly; mitochondrial respiratory chain complex I assembly
Cellular component (GO): mitochondrion
Molecular function (GO): 4 iron, 4 sulfur cluster binding; ATP-dependent FeS chaperone activity; ATP binding
Source: RefSeq, a predicted model, not a curated record
ACAUUGUAGUUGUAAUGUCGUGAUAGUUCUUUUGGCUUGUCACAUUAUUUUGGAUUUUUCAGUUUUUGGAAAAAUAAUUAAUUGAUUGGUAAAUGGUAGCGCAGCUAUUUACUAAAAUGGCAACUUUUAAAAUACCGUUUAAAAACACGGUUCUUUUUAGUAAUACCUUUUUUAAGACUUUUAAUCGUACGCAUUUAACACAACACCAGACAAAAAUACUAGGUAAAGGUCUUCCGGUGAAAAAGCCAAUUGAAGGGGUCAAACACACAAUUUUAGUGUCGUCUGGGAAAGGGGGUGUUGGUAAAAGCACGACUUCAGUAAAUCUUGCAGCUGCGCUAAAAUUUGCAUAUCCAGAUAAGAAUAUUGGUUUGUUGGAUUGUGAUGUGUUUGGUCCUUCAAUUCCUUUAAUGAUGAAUCUGCACGAAACACCUUUAUUAAAUGAUAAAAAUCAAAUGUUGCCCCUUACGAAUUACGGCAUAAAAUGUAUGUCAAUGGGUUUUUUGAUAGCUGAAGGUACGCCUGUGAUUUGGAGAGGUCUUAUGGUGAUGCAAGCUUUAGAGAAAUUGUUGAGACAAGUUUAUUGGGGGCGUAUUGAUUAUCUAAUUGUGGACACGCCUCCAGGGACUGGCGAUACUCAUCUCUCAUUGGUUCAAAAUAUUCCAAUAUCGGGCGUCAUUCUUAUUACAACGCCACAAUUGGCUGCUCUUGACGUCACAAAACGCGGAGCUGCGAUGUAUAAAAAAUUAUCCGUUCCUAUUAUUGGUUUAGUGGAAAAUAUGUCGUCAGUGACUUGUCCUUCUUGUCAUAACACUGUUCAAAUUUUCGGAGCGGGAACUUCAAAUUUGGCCAAUGAAAUAGGUACUGACAUUAUUCAAAGCUUUCCAUUGGACCAGAAUAUUUCGUCAAGUACUGAUCAAGGUACGCCCACUGUGAUAAAAUAUCCGCGUAGUUGUCAAACUGAUUUGUUUGUAAAUUUAGCAAAAAAAGUUGUAGAUUUUUUGGAACGAAACAAUGAAUAGUGAAAAA